CAAAAAUUCCAUUCUUUCACUACACAUUCUACUAUGGAGAGCGUACUGGAGCAGCAGAGAAGUGCUCACGAAGAGAUCGAGCGCUUAGAACAAGCCAUCGUCGAUCAGUACAUGAAUCAGCCGAAAACUCAAAAGGAACGACUAGAGAAUGAACACGUUGUCAACAAGUUUCUGAACAAAAUAACUGAAAAGAGCCAGCAGUUGUACGAUCUUUACGAGGACAAGGACGGAGCGCGGAAGAAAGAGAUAGACGCAUUAGCAACAACAUCUGACACAUUUGGAGAUUUCUAUGAACGACUCCGAGUUAUAAAGGAUCAUCAUCGCAAAUAUCCCAAUGAAUUUGUUGUACCAUCAGAACUACAAUUCAUCAUUCAAGAAAGACAAAAGCUCGAGGACGGUUCUGAAGAAGCUGAACUAGAUACUCUCUUCUCUGGAGAAGAAGGAAAUGGUCGGUUUUUGGAUCUUAACCCGUUAUAUACACAAUACAUCAACCUUAAGCACAUCAAACGGGUGGACUAUUUGGCAUAUCUUUCAAACUUUGACGACUUCAAAGGAUCAUAUCCUAAGGAAACAAAGACAACAGCGGAUUACAGGAACUAUUUGACAGCGUUGCAAUCUUACCUUGAAAGCUUCUUCGCCAGAGCAAAGCCUCUUUACAAUCUUGACGCUUUACGAGAAAAGUCCAAGGAAAAGUUCGAGUCAGAUUGGAAAGAGAAGAAGGUGCCAGGAUGGGAAAAGAAGCUUGGGGAGGAGGAGGAAGCUGCACCAGAGCUAUUUUGCAUCGCAUGCCAAAAGCAGUUCAGCAAGCAAACAGUGUUCGAUGGUCACUUGACAGGAAAGAAGCAUAUAAAGGCGCAAAAGCAGCUAUUGGAGCAAAAAGGACCCAAUCUUGAUCAAGCCGAAAUAGAGAAAGCCAGACAAAAGGCAUUAGAAGAGAAGGAGGACAAGGAUAAGCCUGUUGCAUGGCAAGAAGUCCUGAUCUCAAGCUACGUAGACGCGCUAUCAAGUCACCGUGAAGAUACCAAGGCUAACGUUGAACGAAAGCAAGCACUUACAGAUAGGGAGCGAGCGAUAGAACAAGAGCAGGAAGAUCAUGAACUCGUUGAAAACGAGUCUGAUGACGAUGACGAAGACAAGAUUUACAAUCCUCUCAAACUCCCUCUUGGCUGGGACGGCAAACCCAUUCCUUACUGGUUGUACAAGCUUCAUGGUCUCGGUGUUGAAUAUCCAUGCGAGAUUUGCGGUGACUUCGUAUAUAUGGGUCGCAAAGCAUUUGACAAACAUUUCCAAGAGUGGCGACACGCCCAUGGUAUGCGUGCUCUAGGUAUACCAAAUACACGCCAUUUCCAUGAAAUAACGCAAAUAGAUGAUGCAUAUACUCUAUGGGAUAAACUCAAAAAGAAAGGUAGAGCGGAUGAGUUCAAAGCUGAUACGUUGGAGGAGUUUGAAGACGCCGAAGGCAAUGUAUUCAACAAGAAGACAUAUGAAGACCUUAAGCGACAAGGCAUUCUCUAGACGUGGAUCAUAUCUUUUUUUCCAUGUUUACGCAAGAAAAAUAGAAAAAUAAUGUGCUAGUUCAGUAGUCCUUAGGGUGAUUAUUAUUUUCGCAAAUUUUAACAAUGUAAUAUCGAUUUUUUUUUCUCAAAUUGAACUGGUGUUGAUGAAGUGAAAACCUG
Molecule: messenger RNA, 1676 nt
Organism: Umbelopsis ramanniana AG
Lineage: Eukaryota; Fungi; Mucoromycota; Umbelopsidomycetes; Umbelopsidales; Umbelopsidaceae
Exons: 6
Coding region: 34-1515 (493 amino acids)
Biological process (GO): mRNA splicing, via spliceosome
Cellular component (GO): nucleus; spliceosomal complex
Molecular function (GO): zinc ion binding; RNA binding
Source: RefSeq, a predicted model, not a curated record